Aplysia californica (California sea hare) is the source of this 4707-nucleotide messenger RNA. Its product is annotated as zinc finger protein 91. The coding region runs from base 217 to 4707 and encodes 1496 amino acids. Gene Ontology annotation, molecular function: zinc ion binding; DNA-binding transcription factor activity, RNA polymerase II-specific; RNA polymerase II transcription regulatory region sequence-specific DNA binding. The record is from RefSeq and is a predicted model, not a curated record. NCBI's taxonomy places the organism in Eukaryota, Metazoa, Mollusca, Gastropoda, Aplysiida, Aplysiidae. Gene Ontology annotation, cellular component: nucleus. The transcript is spliced from 13 exons. Gene Ontology annotation, biological process: regulation of transcription by RNA polymerase II.
AGGACAGUAUGGCAUUGCGCAUGCUUCGUGACACACUUUCCUCAUUGCUGUGGUAGAGACGCCAUUUUACACUUUUUAUCAACUUUUCAGUUCGAAAAUAUUAAAACAAUAAGAAUGCUAUGUUUUCUAUUUUAGCAUCAUUUGGACGCCAGUUUAACAUUAUAUUUUUUUUCCUGUGAUUUUAUACUGCAAAACAGGCCUAUUGACAGCUCAAAAAUGGACGGGAUUGACACAAGCAGCCACAUCUGUUUGAUCUGCAAUCAGACAAUCAUAGGCCUGAUGAAGUAUGUUGACCACUUCAAAUCGCACGCAAUUCCCAGUGACGGGCCCAUAGUGGAACAAAAGGUCAAUGUUGAUGACAUCAACAAGGUUCUCAUACCAGAUAACAGUGAUGGCCAAGGAAAUCAUAUAGGUAGUAGGAGUAGUCAAGAGAACUCCUGCACUGAGCACGCUACUUCUGCAACACAUGAGGCGGGUGCUUAUAGCGGAGAGGCUUCCCCACUCUCUGAGUUUAUCAACAACCCAGAUGAUUUCCCAGACCCAGACAUAGACACGGAUGCUCUCCUGUCUCCCAAACACUGCUCCGAUUUUUUUCAAUCUCUAGAAUUGAAAAGUGCAAAUGAGGAAGCUCCGCCCCGACCUAGACUGAAAGCAGUACAGCGUUUGUCAAUUUUAGAAGACGAUGCUCAUGCUGAGUCCCUGCUUCCCAUCACAGCUAUUCUUAGUAACCUUGACUUUAGUAGUGACGAUGAUGACAUGCUUGGAAUGGGCGAUACAGACAAUGCAAUGGACAACGAUGAUGGCUGGCUAAGCGAUGAUAGUAGAUCAAACUCACACCCUCCUCAAGGUCACACUGGAGGCAAGUGGAAGCCGGGCGAAGGCCCCAAACGUCGACAACCUAUAGCUGGCAAGUGGAAGCCUGGUCAGCGCCCUGCCCCUGCGUGUCGGAAAGGGGUGUUCAGAAAACCACCAAAACGUGUCCGUGGCAAGGAAGAUGGCAAGGCAUUUCACUGCACAGUGUGCAAUGCUUACUUUGAAGAUCGUUUUUCAUACUCUUUGCACUUUGGUCAGUCCCAGCACAAAAGUUUUGCAGCUGCGAAAAAGCUCGAGAUAGACAAAGCACUUUUCACAGAUGGAGAGAAAAGACAGGAAGAAUCUGAGAAAACUACCCAGUCUCAAGAGAUGCCGGAAACUACAGUGUCAGCCAUCAGGCCGAGGAAAGCAGAUGACAGCUGUUACUGCACUGUGUGUAACUUGUACUUUGACAAUUCCGUUGUGUUCUCCACCCACUGCGAGACCAAGCUCCACCAAGACGCUACAGUCAGACACGGUUACAGAGAGUACAAGAGUUCUGAUGGGACUGUCCUUAGGGUGGACGUCCGCAAUGAAACGGUUACAGAGGAGAAAAAGGAUGAGUGGCCUGCAGCUCCGGAGGAAAUUGCAAGUGAUCCAGUGUGUCAAGCUGUCAUGGGCCUGGAGCAGCCUGAGUGGCACGACUGCGGCAUCUGUGGGAAGAGCUUCCGGCGCAAGUACGAGAUGGCCCGCCACCUGCUGACCCGCAUGCACCGAGCGCGGGCGCUGAACCACCCGGAGGCCGAGUCCACUCAGAUGCUGGACAAGUACAACAAGUACAUGAUCCGACUCAGCCCCUUCCAGUGCGGCGUCUGUCAGUUCUACUUUAACAGACAGAAAGACUUCCUGGAUCACAUGGGCAGCUCAAGCCACAUUAGUGGCUGCGCGGACAUGCUGGGGCCUAUUGUUUGUGUGUCGUGUAAAUUCAAAACACACAAACACGCUGAGAUGAUGGAACACCUUCAGCUCCCAGAACAUUUUGCACAGGUGGAGAGGAAACACGGCAUCUGCAUAGUACGUGAGAGCCACACCCGCAUCACGUGCAAGUUCUGUGGCGUGAAGAUGCAUUCAGCGGUGCGCAUGAAGCGUCAUUGUGAGCGCAAACAUAGCAACCGUUUGACGGAGGUGCAGGCUGCAAUGGAUGUCAAGGCCGUGGAGUUUCGCAUGCAUUUUUGCCCCUUGUGCAAGAAAGAGUUCAGGGUUCGGAGCAUGUUGCAGUUACAUUUUCUGAAGGUCCACAAGAACAUGGUUCUGUUUCACUGCGACAUCUGCAACAGAGGCUUCCUGGACCAGCGCAGACUGGACAAUCACCUGAGGACACGCUACCAUGCCAAAAGAGUUAUAGCCAAGAAUAUCAGUCAGAUGCCACCAAAAACUACACCCGCCCCUCAGAAAACGGCCCCACCCCCGUCUAAAGCUGUUGGCCUUGCAGAAGAUCAGCAGAAGAAAAAAAGAGGCCGCCCAAAGAAAGGGGAAGAAAAAAAACCCAGCAAGCCAUCUGCACCCAAAGAAAAGAUCCCAGUCAAACCGGCACAAGAAGAAGAGAAGCAGGCUGAGGAGGAGGGAGUGCCGCCACGGAGAAGUGUCCGGAAAAGGAAGAAAAAAGAAUUUUUGAAUGAAGACGACUGGGAAGAUAAGAGAAAGAAGCACAAGUUGAAAGUAGAAAAAUCAAAACCUGAUAAGAAAAAAUCUGUAACAAAAACUUUUGGUGAAAUGAAGGUCUCUGAUCAAGUUUUUAAGAAACAAGCUAUUUCUGGUGUGAGGGGGGCAGCAGCGGAGAGUCAGACUCAUGACUUGGUCUCUGCGGAGAAAGGACAAAUGUCGGACACAGCAGCAAUUUCUUCAGAAGAUCAGACGGGAACUGUAAAACCGACUGAUGAUGUGAGCACAACUACUGAACAGCCUCUUGUGCCCCUGAAAGUUCCAGAGACCAACCAUGUAUUCACAGAUGAAGAAAACGAUGAUGUUGAUGAUGACUAUAGUGAUGGUGAGAUAGACGACGACUUCCUGCCGUUGAAGGAGAAAAAGCUGGUGGAUGAGGUGGAUGAAGAGACGCUAGCCGAGGCCAGCAAACACAUCUUCUCCUGCACCUACUGCGAGUUUGCUGCCACGGACUUGUUUGGCCUCCGCAGCCACUACAAUGAGAAACAUCCAAACGACAUUCUCACAUGCCAGCCCUGCAACCAGUACUUCCUUUCUCUCAAGGCCUACAAGAUCCACUGCUCAGGACGAGGCCACCAGCUCCGGCUUCGCGAACAGACCGGGGAGACCAAGAUGCACAAAUGCCCCGUGUGCGACAAACGCUUCCUGCAGGAGUCGUGCUGCACCCUCCACCUCGAGACAGUUCACCGCCAUGCCAGCUGCGAGGCUGACCUGCAGCGGAUCCACAAGGGCAAGGAUCUGGUCACACAGCUCUACGGAGACCAUGUCAAACAGAUUGAAAGCCUCAGCAAUGACACAUCUGUGUCCUGCCCAGAGUGCGGCAAAUUUGUCAAGAAGGAGACGUUGGUGGAACACCUGCGACUGCACACAGGAGAGCGGCCCUACACGUGUCGCUUCUGCCCCAAGAGCUUUGCCGGCCGCCUUACGCUGCGCAGACAUAUCUCCACCCAUCUCAACAUGCCGCUGUUCAUCUGUGACCUCUGCGGGAAAGAGUUCAAGCGCAACAGUCACCUGCUCAAGCACAUACGACAGCAUGACUUUGAGAAAAAGGGAGAGAAGCACACUUGUUCCGUGUGUAAGGCGUGGUUCUACACGCCGGAGGAGCUGGCGCGGCACAUGAAGCGGCAUGGCGAGCGGAACUUCAAGUGCACCUGGCCGGGCUGUCACUGGACGUUUGUUCUGAGCGGGGAGCUCAAGUCCCACAUGUUCACUCACACGGGGGAGAAGAAGUACCUGUGCGACAUGUGUGGCUUCGGCGCGCCCACUCGCACCAGGCUGCGCCGCCACGUCAAAAGUCACGAGAAAACGAGAAACUUUAACUGUGAGUACUGCCCCUACAAGGCCACCUGCAAAGUUCACUUGAAGCGGCACAUGAGGAUCCACAUCAACUCGCGUCCCUUUGCCUGCCCGUACUGUAACUACACGUGUAAUACACAUGAGAAUAUACGUAAGCACAUUCUCAAAACCCAGAAACAUAAAGGCAUGAAGUUGUACCCGUGUAAGCUGUGCUCCGACUUCGGCUGUGACUCUAGCAAAGAGUUUAAAGCUCAUCUCAUGACGGUACAUGAGAAGUACUUGAGAGAAAAUGCAAUAGACUCUUUGGCUGUAUUCUCGGGGUUGUAUAAGAGAGAGGAAGACUUUCAGAAGCCUAAAGAAGGCUCUGCAAUUAUACAGGUUACAAAAGGUAGGUUCUUUAGAUCAUACCAAAACCCUGAUGCACAACCAGCCCCUCCCAAAGUCAAGAAAGGGAAAAAGGUGCCCAAAAUCGGAGAGGUGAAGGUUGUUAUUGUUCCACCUUCCGAACUAAAUCUAGAUGGUGAUUUAAACCCGCAUGAUCAGCAGCAGCAGCAGCAGCAGCAUCGUACGACCCUCAGCAAGACGCCGGUCGUUGCAUCUGGCACUGCAGCCCCAAUCACCGUGGAAACGCCCGAGCCGUGGUACUCUGGCAUGCCACAGGUCCAUGCGCCGUCCUCGCAGGAGCUUCAGCAACAACAGUUCCGUCCCGUGGAAGCCAACGCCACGCAAGCGACGGCCGGCAACUUCUUGCCGAACACGUACUUCUCCUGCAACAUCCCAGUGGGCGGCAUUCAGAGUAUACAGAGCACGGUCAACGGCCAGCUGUACACCGGGGUGGUGGAGAACGUGGUUGUACUCAGUGACCCCACCCAGCAGGCUUCCAACGUUCACGGCUAG